Penaeus chinensis is the source of this 6359-nucleotide messenger RNA. RefSeq names its product serine/threonine-protein kinase plk-1-like. NCBI's taxonomy places the organism in Eukaryota, Metazoa, Arthropoda, Malacostraca, Decapoda, Penaeidae. The coding region runs from base 186 to 2420 and encodes 744 amino acids. The record is from RefSeq and is a predicted model, not a curated record. Gene Ontology annotation, molecular function: ATP binding; protein serine/threonine kinase activity; protein binding. The transcript is spliced from 11 exons. Gene Ontology annotation, cellular component: centrosome; cytoplasm; spindle pole. Gene Ontology annotation, biological process: mitotic cell cycle; protein phosphorylation; regulation of cytokinesis.
GUGAGGGGAGGGUGUGUUUCCGCUCCCUCCGUGUGUGCUGACCUCUCUGUUCGCAGAGGACGAGAACUAAACUUUACGAUUGUGUCUUGGAUGCAUGAUUUUAAAUACUGCUAAAUUAGGAUUAUGGUGUUGUAGUGACGGCGUGUCAGUGUGUCUAUGCCUGAUAGUAAGGACCUAAGAGAGCUAUGAAUGCUGGAGAGGUGGUGCUGACCUGCGGCGGGCUGGGCGCGGGGAUGAUGAAGGCCAGCAAGGCGGGCAAGGUGGGUCAUAGCGGGUGGGCAGCAGGUCACCACGACCCGUGGAUUCAACCGGCAGCCGUACCAACCACAACCACCACAACCCUGGGCCCCAAGGAACCCCCGACCAAUACUUCCAUGGAUUCUGGUGUUGCGGGUUUGCGCGACACCCCCGUCCACACGCCAGCGCCCAUACACAACAACAACAACAACAACAACAUGGUGGGCAACAAAGGAAACAACAACAACAACAACGAGGAGUGCGACGUGCCCAAGUUCAUCGUGGACCACACGACGCGCACAACUUAUAUGAAAGGACGAUUUCUGGGCAAGGGUGGCUUCGCGCGCGUGCACGAGGUGACGGACCUGACCACCAGCAAGACGUACGCGGGGAAGAUCAUCCCCAAAUGCCGGAUCACGAAGCCGCACCACAAGGAGAAGAUCGCCCGCGAGAUCGAGGUCCACCGGCACCUGCGCCACCGCCACGUCGUCCGCUUUCACCACUACUUCGAGGACGAUGCCAACGUGUACAUCAUCCUUGAGAACUGCGCCCGGAGGAGCCUCGUCCACGUGCUGAAACACCGACGAACGCUGACGGAGCCGGAGGUGCGCUACUACAUGCGGCAGUUGGCCGAGGGCGUGGCGUACGUGCACCAGCAGCAGGUUAUUCAUCGUGACCUGAAAUUGGGCAACAUGUUUCUAACAGAGGACAUGGUCAUGAAGAUCGGGGACUUCGGCCUAGCCACGCGCGUCGAUGACAACAGGAAUGUCACAAUAUGCGGAACCCCGAAUUACAUCGCGCCAGAAGUACUGAACAAGUUGGGCCACUCGUACGAAGCGGAUAUUUGGGCCAUGGGCUGCAUCAGGAUCUUUUUGUGUCCGUCCAGGUAUGCACUGCUCGUUGGUCAGCCUCCCUUUGAGACUGAGACCCUAAAGGAGACAUACUCACGCAUCACCACCAACAAGUAUGUGAUUCCACCUCUAAUAAGUGAUGCCGCAAGGCACUUGAUCCGGCGGUUCCUUCACCCUGACCCGAAUGCCAGGCCUCGCCUGGAUCAGGUCGUCAACCAUGAGUUCUUUACUACAGGCGUUGUUCCGCGAAGUCUGCCCUCCUCCGCUUGUACCCAGGUGCCAAAAUUUGGUCUGGAGAUCAUUGGAAAGUCAGUCUCUAUGCCAGAACAGCAGAUGCAACAGCAGCAACAAACGAUGCUUCCUCAGUCACAGUCACAGCAUCCCUUAAAUCAAGACAUCAAGAAAAUUACUACUUCAGUCUCAACCCUCCGCAUCCCCAACCCAAAACCACAAUUAGACAAGAUCUCGAUUUUGGAUGGCGGGUUGGGAAGCCCUCCCACGAGCAGACCAACCACUGCAACCUCAAAGGAAGAGAAUAGGAAAAAAGAUUCUGGAGGAACCUUGUCAUCUUGCCUUCGACAAAAACUCUCAUCAGUCAUUUGCACGACAGACAACAAGGCCUCUGCUGGUAACUUGGUUGGCAAGAAGAGGGACAUAACUUCUGGGACUUUAUACAAUCUCUUGGCUGCAUGUUUAGAUAAUAUGCCAGAUGAUAUCAGUAGCAAUCCCCCUGUUCAAAGUUACACACCAUUGUUUAUUUCGAAAUGGAUUGACUAUUCAAACAAGUAUGGGUUUGGUUACCAACUGUCAGACCACUCCGUUGGCGUCUUCUUCAAUGAUCUCACUAGGAUUAGCAUUAGUACAGACAAGAGUCGUGUUGAGUUCACAGACUCAGCAGGUAGACUGACUGUACAACAAGCUGGAGCUUUGCCAGCUUGGCUGCAGGAACGCUAUCAGCUUUUGCGUUAUUUUGCAACUUAUAUGGAAGAGAAUCUUACUGAAGCUGGCGAUGCUCGUGCUGCAAGAGCAGCAACUUCCAGAGCCUCGAUUAUCCCACAUGUGCGCCGUUGGGAUCGAACACCAAAGUCCAUCAUUAUGCAGCUUAGCAAUGGAACCUUCCAGAUUAACUUCUUCAAGGACCAUACCAAAAUUGUAAUUGCUGGUGAUCGCACAGAUGUCAGUGUAAUGUUCAUCAGCAGUGACAGACAGUCCUUCACCUAUCGUCUUACCCAGAUUGCAGAGCUUGGCUGUGAUGCUAUGGUGCGAGAGCGUUUAGUGUAUGCACUCUCGUGCCUUAGGCAGUAUGCAGAAUUGGAUGGAGAAGAGGUUUGAAGAACAGCAAAGACUAGUUCUAGAGAUAUUUUUAAAUAUUUGUUGGAAACUAGAGUGAUUUAAAUUCUCAUGGACCACAUUGGAAAAGUAUCAUGUUCCAAGGACUGCAUCUUGGAAGUACAGAGUGACACUGCAUUACUGGUGAUGGUAUUGAAAAAAAAUGAGCAAGUUUUGUUAGGUUUUGAAGAGAAAUACAUUUCCAUCAGACUUGUGUAUUGGAGAUGCAGUUGGCCAUAGUUGUGGCAUUAUUAGAUGUAUAUGGAACUGGUGGUGUGUAAUGAUAGGUAGUUGACCCCAGCAUUAUGUACUGAGAAACUGGAAUGAUUAGUAGGGAUAAGCCUUUAUGUGAGGUCUGUGUGUCAUCUUUUCACAUUUUUUUAUUGAAGGCAGCGGCCCCAGAGAUGCUUCACAAAGACUCACUGUUGCUGAUCACUGGAAUAUGCAGGAUCCCUGAACUAUGCAAUAAUUGUGUAAACUGUACAUGUCAGUAUGUUGCACACUUGUGUUACCUGUGUGAGUAGUGUGUUUUAUGUUACUGUUACAUAUUGUUGAAUGAAAACUGAAGAGUUUAGGAGCCUGUAAGCUCUACCUCAAAUUGUAAUAAUAAUUUUUGUCUCAUCACUGCCCAUGUUGAUAGUCAAGGGCAUGGAAAAGCCUCUAAAUCCCUCAUUCACAAUGUUUUGAUACUUCUUGUUGAAGUUAUUUACACAGAACUCUGUUGGGAAGCUGUGAAUGAGGGCCCUGUUGUAUGAGCCUUCCCCAUGAUAGCCCCUACAUUUACCAAAGAGUUUGAGAGGGGUAGAAUAUUGACACGUUAGUGUAAGCCAACACUAAUAUGUAAGCAUUAGGAGAGUUGGGGAUGAGCCCCUGUUUGAGAAAAGUGAUAUUUGGAGUUGAUUCUGGUGUGGUGGUUGUGGUGAAUUACCUCUUCUGUGCAUUAAGAAGAUUCUCUUUUGAAUUUAAGAGGAAUCUUAUACCAAGAUUAAUCAAAUUUUAAUGAUCUCUAAAUAUACCACUGCUCAAAAACCCAAAUACAUAGAAAGUGCAUUCAUGGAACAUGCUUGUGCAAUUAUUAAAAAAAAAUAAAAUAAAAAAAAUAAAAAAUAAAAAAUAAAAAUGUGGUCCCAUGUGAUGAAUGCUGUUGGUAGAAGCAGAGAGAAAAAUCUCGUGCUAUGAAGGAGAGAGGAGGACCAGGAAUGUCUCACCACUGAAGCUGUGAUACAUGCACAUCUGAUGUAUGGUCUUUUUCUCUAGAAAUAAUAAGGUUCAUGGUGAAAGUAAUUGAAUUUGAGGCAGAUUUUGUAGACCCAGAAGCAAGUCCGUCCUGGUAUGCUCUGCAUCAGUCAUUUGUGAGUGUACAACAGAAAAACGGUUUGUGAUACAAUUUAUGUGGUCAUGUUACCAUUCUUUAAAUUUUAUCUUGCUGAUACAAGAAAUAAGAUUUACUGAAUUUCCUAGACCCUAAAUUAAGGUUUAUAUCACAAAUAAAUGCUGUGAAGCUUCUGAUGGUCAGUGAUUGUUUCAUAAUGGUGUAAGAUUUACAAAGACAAUGUUUUCAACAGCUCUCUUGCUUUUUCAGCUGCAAAUUCAAGACAUUCACAAUUCUGUCGUAUAUACAGGAUGAGGCCUUUUUACACAACCAAAGAGUGAAUGGUUUAUGCCAAUGUUCCCUUUUUGGCUCAGGUUUAACUAUAUUGUACCAAAUAUAAUUUUGAUAAUGAGAGUCAGCUUCUCAUAAGUUAUACAGUAUUGGCAUGGUAAGUGAUAUAUUCUAUUUUGUACAUUUCAGUUGAAAUCAUAAGCCAUAAUUAAUUAUUCAUUCAAAAGAGAGUCUACUGUCAUUGGGCUGCAGACUUUAUGCCUUGUCUAUAUUCAUGUAAAGAUUUUUUCCAGUAAAUCAAUCAUAAUGGCUUAAGUACAAACCUAAAAGAAAUAGAAAAAAAAAAAUCAGUGAAUUAAAUUUUCUGUGGGCAUAGGGAAGUUUUGUGUAUGAUCCAGACAGCCUCUAUAAAUGAUCUCAUAUUUGUGAACCUUCAGGUCACCUCAAAGCAGAGUAGUGCCUCAGUAGGUUCUUGUUGUUAGAGGUGGUGUGCAGAUGUGAACAGGGAUUCGUAGUCACAGGCUUGAUAGUCUACACAUAGUAGUUUCAGAUGUUCAAGUAUAGGCUGGUAAAAAAAAAAAAAAAAACUAACAUUUUUGGUCCUUUUGAUAAUGUUUUGUGUAAAGUGGUGACUAUGAAUCCUGUUCAGGCAACAAGUUGUUUUCUUAGGGUCCCACUCCUAAGCAGCUUGGCUUUGUAAUGAACAUUGUGUAUUUAUUGUAUAUGUUUCCCAUUCAAAGAGGUUUACUCCUACCAUUAUUUUCUGUCUUACCAAAGAUAGCAGAGUUUAAUCUGCUCUUCACUUCAAUAUUGAUGUGGUAGACAGGCUUUUGAUUAUUAAAGUCAUUGUUAUUCAGAUUGCUAGUGCAGCUUUAGGGCUUUUCACACAAAGCACUAGAGGCUCAAGGGUAUUAUUGGUGAAUAUGAAGGUGUGCUUAAAUGCCAAGCCGAAGGAGGAGUUAUGUGCCAAGGAUCCCUUUGAUUGUUCUAGAAUAUUAUGAUUGUGUCUGUGAUUUUCUAUGUUAAUUUUUGUAUGUUUUGUUUUUGUGAUACUUUGUGAUUUUCUGUUCAUGUAUGUAUGCAAGUAUGUAUAUAUAGUGCAUCAAUAAUUUAAGCAUGUGUGUUAUGUUUGUUUUCUGUAUCAAGUCGGUAGCGCUCAGGUCUUUCACAACCCGAUAGCAGCAAUGUGGUCUUCCUUAAAUUAUUUUACUCGGUAUCUUUCCAUUGGUUUGCAACUACCAAAUCCUCCAAAUUGGUGCCUUUAUGUAAUGUUAUCAGUGGGAGGGAGGGAGGGUAUCCUUGCUGUGUCAAGUCAACUUUCUUUAUAGUGCUCAAGCAUAUAUGGCACCUGAACAACUCUUCAUCUGUUCUAAAGAAUAUUUUGGCAUUAUAGAUUAAACAAAAAUGUGCCUACUACCACAAUCCUAUGUCAUGUCAUUAUGAAAUGACAUAAUUAAAGAGAACAGGUUUAAAUUGCUAACUCAUUUUAUUUUCACUGACAUUGAAAUCUAUUGUACUACCAAAAUUUCUUGUGAUCUAUGUGGCCAAGAGGGUGUAAGGCCAUGGUUGAGCAUUAUCUGGUUGCCUGAGUAUUCAGAAACUCUAGAUAGUGUGGAUUCUCUCAUUGUUACACAUAAAGUAUGGGCCUUAUGAUGCGAGAUGUCUUCCAUGCAAUAGGACGAUUACUUGGUUCACUUCCCGAGGUUGGGUGCGAUUAACUCUGUUUCCAAAGGUUACAUGCUCUCAACCAAAGGAAGGAUGGGCAGUUCCAAGUUCAUGUUAAGAGAGAAUUGUCAGUCCUCAGGCUUGUUUGAUAUUUGAAAGGACUGAUUUGUUUGAGACUGCAGGAGAUUGAUUAUUUGGUAGUUGCCUGAGAUUGGACCAAUGUUAAUUGACCUUUACCUGAGAGGACGACGUCAUUUGUGUCCAGUGUAGUAAAGAUUCCUUCCAUUAUAUAGUACAUGGAGUAAAAAGUAAUUACUCCAGAAUUUUGAUCAUCAAAUGAUACAAUCAUCUCUCUUCAUAAUUAACUUCCAGGGUCCCUUUUUAUCAUGCUUCAAGAAGGUGACCAAAGCAUGUUUGAUAAAUGACCCAUUUUGGCGUGAGAUUUGUCCGCCAUGGUCCAUAGUGUCAGAGUAUUGCAUUAUUAUCCUAACUGGCCCACUCAAGACAUGUAAAUAAAUUAUGUUAAGAUGUUAGGAUUACAGUGGUAGUCAUCUUUAAUCAGUGCAGUCCUAUGAUGUAAAUUAGACAUCAUAGACUCUAAUGGUCUUUCAUUUUUUGCAAUUCUUGUUGUAAAUUUACUUGCUUUUUGUUUGUAAUAAAGAAUCAGUAAUGAA